AUGUCACUGUUGAUGCAAGAAUGCGACACGCUCACCGAAAAUGACUGGAGCCCCCCCGGAGGCUCGCCCGCCACCAGCCUGGUGGGCUCCGGCCGCGCCUGCGCCCGCUGCCGCGCGCCGCUGGGCCGCCUGGUGAACCGCGGCGCGCCCUGCAGGGCCUGCCGGCUGCUCGUCUGCCGCGCCUGCAGGCACUACCUCGAGCGCUCCCCGGACUGGGUCUGCUCCGUCUGCCACAAGCACAUGGAGAUCCAGGCGGCGACGGGCGAGUGGAUGAACGAGUACGUGCGGCGGCCCAGCAGGAGGAGGGACAACCGCGUCUACGUGCCGCCCGCAGACGUCGUCAAGCGCAGCAUCCGCCGCUCCUGGACCAUCUCCAAUCCGUCAUCGAGGUGGUCAGCAACUCGAGACUCUCCGGAACUGAGAGCGUACAACAGUCUUCCGCGCCACCAAGAAUGCUGCUACACUUCGCUAAACCACGUACCGAGGGACAAGUCGCCGUCGUAUCCGAGGGAUGAGAGCGGCCCCUGCGGAUCUCCGCGUUCCCGCGACAGCCAGCAGUCCCAGUCCCAAAAGUACAGCCUCCCAGACGACGAAGAUACGACCGAUCGAUCCCCGACCAGAUCGCCGCCGGUAGCGGACGUAGAGGACCGCCCUGCGGCGGCGGCGACGACGAGCGAAACAGCCGAGCAGAGUCCACCGGCCGGCACGUUCAGAGACAGGAUGUCCAACUCGCCCGCGCUCAGCGCCCGGGUCCGCAGGCAGCAGUACUUCAGCUCCAGGAGCGACGACGACGCCGAGUUCCAGAGCAGGUACCUGCAGAACCACGUCCUGAAGCACCACCGCGCCGACGUCGGCCGCCAGAAGUCGGACGACUACGUCGCGGGCAGCGCCCCGGAGGACAAGUCGUCCUCGCCGGGCAGCAGCCCCAGCGUCCAGGAGAGUAGGCUGGCUGCCGUACGCGACCUCAGGGACGUCACGUCGUCGUCGACGAGCCACAGCAGUCGCGAGGUGUCGCCGCUCACCAGGAGGCACCAGAGCUUCGACGUGGUGGACAGGCCCCAGUCGAGGACCGUGUCGCUGCUGCAGCACCGGCACUCCUCCGUGGACCGCGGCGGCGAGGCGGCCGCCCCCGCGUCGCCCCACCGGCGCUACUUCCUCGUCGGGCAGGACGCGCCCGCUUCGGCGGCCCACUCGAGGCACUCGCUGCUCGGCCGCGAGUCGGUGCUGCCGCCGCCGCCCCACCGCCGCCCCCUGCUCACCAGGGACUACGUGUCGUCGACCCUCGAGUACAGCGGCAACAGCGACAGCGGCGGCGAGAUCGUGGCGACGCCACCCCCGCACGGCCGCCGCUACGGCGGCGCCAGGGACGACACCUCGUCGCUGUCCUCGCACAAGGCUGACGGUUCGCCGGUGCACGCCAGCUCGGGCGACGAUUUCGACGUCGAGCCGAUAAGUGGGACGGUCUUCCGUAAAGUGACUGUCAAGAAGAGAAGGCAGGAGACUCGUAGGGUGCUCGACAACGGUCGGUUCUCGCGGCGCAGCAGCUCGCGCGUGGUGGAGAGCGUCAGGGUGACGGAGGUGAGCAGCGACUACUGCGGCGUCGGCCGCUACCACCACCGGCACCACCAGCACCACCAUCACCACCACCACCACGAGCCGCUGCUGCUGGCGCCGCCGGACGUGGACGACUACAAGCUGGUCUUCAUCAGCUCCGACUCGUCGUCCAGCAAGGAGGACGACGACGAGGAGGAGGAGGAAGACGCGGCGGACGAGGACACGGAGAGCAGCAGCUCGGCCGGCUGCGACUGGGACUACUUCGAGCAGGGCUGCUGCGGCGAGCGCGCCGUCGAGGAGGUGACGCUGUGCGACCAGCACUGCGCCCCGCCGGAGCCGGCAGCGGCGCGCGCGCCCGCCAGUCCCCGGUGCGCCGCCUGCGGCUCCGCCACGGUGCUGCCGGUCCCCGUGCCCAUCCCCGUGCCCGUGCCCUUCCCCGUGCCCUUCUGGUCGCCCGCGCACCACCACCACUUCAUGCAGGACGCGGCGCUCGGCGUCUCCGAGCUCAUCUCGCCGCUCAUCUCGGCCGCCGCCGGCAGCACCGUCGUCGCCGUGACGUCGACGGGCGCCGUCGUGCAGUGCCCGCCCGCCGUCGUGGACGUGUCGGGCGCGUCUCCGCAGCGCGCGCUCGCCGCCGUGCCCGCGUGCGAGAUCUUCAUCCGGCACGAGAGGGCGCACGACGAGCUACCUGCCACCGUCGCCGAAAUUAUCUCCGCGCCGGCGGACCGUCCGCGCCGCGAUCGCGUUUCGCUAUCAGAGGGCGAUAGCGCCGAUAAGGCCCGCGCCGAUAGCACUGACGACGCCGUCCGUACCGUCACACGCGAGUCACCACCGCCGAGGCGCGUCUAG
Messenger RNA from Schistocerca nitens (vagrant locust), 2403 nucleotides. RefSeq lists its product as uncharacterized. Bases 1 to 2403 code for a protein of 800 amino acids. The record is from RefSeq and is a predicted model, not a curated record. Gene Ontology annotation, molecular function: myosin binding; actin binding. NCBI's taxonomy places the organism in Eukaryota, Metazoa, Arthropoda, Insecta, Orthoptera, Acrididae. The transcript is spliced from 8 exons. Gene Ontology annotation, cellular component: cortical actin cytoskeleton.